Cynoglossus semilaevis (tongue sole) is the source of this 2270-nucleotide messenger RNA. RefSeq names its product glycosyltransferase 8 domain containing 2 (gene glt8d2). Gene Ontology annotation, cellular component: Golgi apparatus. The record is from RefSeq and is a predicted model, not a curated record. Lineage: Eukaryota; Metazoa; Chordata; Actinopteri; Pleuronectiformes; Cynoglossidae. Bases 498 to 1502 code for a protein of 334 amino acids. The transcript is spliced from 3 exons. Gene Ontology annotation, molecular function: glycosyltransferase activity.
ACCAUUCAGCCAGAGGUCAGAGGUUGAGAGACGGCCUGUCACUACAAUGUAACCUGGAUGUUUCUUCUUUUAUGAUUUUCUAAGCACAAGUCACCUGUAAACUGGGUGAAGUGGAAAGAAAAUAGACAUAAAAUAAAACAGUAUUUUUAAAGAAAACAAAAAUUAAAUAUAUGUCUUUUUUUAUUUUAUUUUCACAUUUCAAAAUGUUAUGUUACAAGCUACACGUUUAAAGUUAAGGUAGUGCAGUUUCAGUCCAAAACAGAAGGGGGCAGCAAUCUCUCUCCUCCAUAUUACACAUCAAAGGCAUCAAAGGUACUAGUCUCAGUUAGUAAAUGAAAGAGGCAGUUGUCCACUACAAAGAAGUCAGUAGCUGUCAAUAAACACAGUGAAGUGAAGUGAAGUGAAGUUCCUUUGCAGGUGCCGACUUUGACCAGUAGAAGGCUCCUGAGCUGGACGAUCACGCAAAACCUUCUCGUAUGCAGUGUUGAUCAAGGGGAAUGGGAGUGGCAGAAUAUCUGGAGGUUAUGAACUUUUUACAACGCAACGAACCCAUCGAUAACGAAGUCCAUGUGAUCAUCGAUGAGCCUGUUGUCGUAGUGGACGACGACGACUUCCACGUCAUCAACGAAGUCCUGGUUCUAGAAGACCACCAUUUCUCCCCAGACGAUAACGCUAAUGACGGCCUCGUCAUCGUGGAGGAUGACCACGACCCUGGGGCGGAUGAAUACGAUCAGCCCGCCGUCAUCAGUGACGAAGAGCGCCCACUUGUCAUUGAUGACAGAGGAGAGCCCAGUGACAGCGCUGACAGCAGCGUCAGCAGUGGAACCGGAGAAGAACCUGACCCACACGACGACAGAUGCCACAGCACUGUGAGUGAAACCAUCGAGCUCUGCAUCAAGACAGUAGGGGGCGCCGGCCCCAGUGGAGAGGGUGGUGGUUGUCGGAGUGUAGAAGAAGAAGAAGAUGAUGCCCUGCCUGGACGAUCCAGGGACUUGUCAGAGGAAGAAGAACUGGACUGGUGGGACGAUUCUGAUGAAUCGGACAUCGAGUUCUACUUUCGCAACUACUUCUCUGACUGUAACGAUGACGAGACGAUGGAAUACACUCCAGUCAAAAAGCCGGUUUUAGAUUCUGUGGAUCCUGAUGAUGAAGACGGAGGAGGAGAAGAAGAAGAAGAAGAAGAAGAAGAAGAAGAAGAAGAUGAAGAGCGGCUGAGUGUCGUGACCUUGAAAAGAUCCAGUCCGUGUGAAAGAGCUGAAGAUGACAGGAAACGCAAAAAGACGAACCGCUGCAGUCAGUUCUGGGACAGACCCGACAGCAGCGGCCUCGUGGACACGACCGAGGACGCUGGGGGAGGACAGAAGACGGGUGAGGACGUGAACCCACGGCUGGAGGAAGAAGCCAAACAUCUGAAACCGUCAGGGAAGAGGUCCGGGAAGAGGAAACACAUCGAGGCUAACGAAGGCGCCCUGCGCAAGAAGUCACGUCAAGACAGGACAUGAAAAUACUGAGAUGUUCGAUGCCGUCAGUUUCCACUUCACCACAGACACUUCCUUCACUCCACCGUCUGUACAGGUUUGGAUGUGAAAAGAUUAAAUGUCACCAAAAAACAAAUCCAGUCGUCGUCAACGUUCAUGUUGUUAUAAAUAAGAAAAAAUAAGAAAUAAAACUGUAGAUUGUAUAUAAAACCUCUCGAAUAACCACUACCUUAGUCCAGUGGUUCUCAAUGUGGGGGGCCGGCCCCUCAUGGGGCCACGGUGAGAGAAAAAGAAAAAAGAUCAGUGGUUUUUUAUAUUUUACAGUGGAAGUUCUGACAUUUGUGUACUUGAACGCACCGUUAGCUGCAGCACACAAACAUGUCACUCCAUCGCCUUAUGUAGGGACGGUGGGUCGUGGGGCGGGGGGGGCAGAUCGGGGUGACUAUGAAUCAGCAGUCGCCUUGCGUCAUGAUGAUCUCAAAGUCCAAGUACAUGUUGUUGUCAAGUCGUUGGACCAUCAAAUACCAGGGGAGGAGCAGGUCGAAGCCCGAGUGCUUUUACGCAGUUUGGUAAAAACAAAAACAAACCGGACCAGACCCUGAAGUGUCCAGUGGAGGUAAACAGAGUGUCGUCCACAGAGGUGGUUGACGACACUCUGGUUAAGACAGUACAAUAAUAAUGAUGGCUAACAACAUUCAGCAAAUAAGGUGUAUUUGGUUCCACAACAUACAUAGACCCAAAUAACAAUAACUGACUGGGCCAAACUUGGCCCGCGAACCUCAGGUUUGACAU